Molecule: messenger RNA, 7092 nt
Organism: Sinocyclocheilus rhinocerous
Lineage: Eukaryota; Metazoa; Chordata; Actinopteri; Cypriniformes; Cyprinidae
Gene: atp11a
Product: ATPase phospholipid transporting 11A
Exons: 30
Coding region: 424-4059 (1211 amino acids)
Biological process (GO): phospholipid translocation
Cellular component (GO): endoplasmic reticulum; recycling endosome; plasma membrane
Molecular function (GO): magnesium ion binding; ATP hydrolysis activity; ATP binding
Source: RefSeq, a predicted model, not a curated record
UCGGGAGAGCUCUACUACACCGAGAAGGAGAGUGAGUACGUCAGUACACCAGAGAACAGCCCGGAGGGACGCUUGACAAGUAAGAAGUGGCCGGUCCCUUAAAAUAUUAAGGCAAAACCUUGAAAAACGAGAGCUUGCUGUUUUUUCCUCAGUCCGUGUGUAUGUAGGUGAAACCGGAGCAUGUCACUAUGACAACGUGUGGACUUUACAUAGUAAGUUAGCCUUCUUCAUCUCAGUAGGUGCUCAGUAGAUAACAUUUUCGCGGUAGUCGUGUAGGACUGUCAGUUGUCAAGCCUAGAAGAAGCCGUAGAAGACAGUCAUGGACCAGAGACUUGCUACAGUGAUCAGCUAGCGUCUUAUGUGCCCAUUCUACAAGAUUAGAGGAGAAACCGAAGACAGCGCACCUGGAGCGGCUCGAGCAGAAUGGAUUUCAGCACCAUUCGGAACCUCAUCACUCGAUACUGUACAGGAGAGGAGAGCUGGGUGGACAGCAGGACCAUUUAUAUUGGACAUAAAGAGCCUCCACCAGGAACAGAAGCGUACAUUCCACAGAGAUUUCCUGACAACAGAAUCGUCUCCUCAAAGUAUACUUUCUGGAAUUUUAUACCGAAGAAUCUCUUUGAGCAGUUCAGAAGAAUCGCCAAUUUCUAUUUUCUGAUCAUCUUUCUAGUGCAGCUGAUCAUUGACACACCUACCAGUCCUAUGACCAGCGGUCUGCCUCUUUUCUUUGUCAUCACUGUCACAGCCAUUAAACAGGGCUAUGAGGACUGGAUCAGGCACAAAGCGGACAACGCUGUAAACCAGUGUCCAGUCCACGUCACCCAGCAUGGCAAAGUCGUACGCAAACAGAGUCAAAAGCUACGGGUGGGUGAUAUUGUCCAGGUGAAGGAGGAUGAGACGUUUCCAUGUGACCUCAUACUGCUCUCCACCAGUAGAGAAGAUGGAACAUGUUUUGUCACAACAGCCAGCUUAGAUGGAGAGUCCAGCCAUAAGACCUAUUAUGCAGUUCAGGACACAAAGGCAUUCAACACAGCAGAGGAGGUGGACACACUGCACGCUACGAUAGAAUGCGAACAACCCCAGCCAGACCUCUACAAAUUUGUGGGACGCAUCAAUAUUUAUUUGGAUCGAGACGAGCCCAUCGCGAGACCCCUGGGUUCUGAGAACCUGCUGCUGCGUGGAGCCACACUGAAAAACACUGAAUACAUACAUGCUGUGGCCAUCUAUACGGGCAUGGAAACCAAGAUGGCCCUCAACUACCAGUCCAAGUCUCAGAAACGCUCCGCUGUUGAAAAGUCUAUGAACGCCUAUCUGAUCGUGUACCUCUGCAUUCUGAUCAGUAAAGCUCUGAUCAAUACUGUCCUGAAGUAUGUCUGGCAGGCCAACCCAAACAGAGAUGAGCCCUGGUACAACCAGAAAACUGAGACUGAGAGGCAACGGCAUGUAUUAAUCCGGGCAUUCACAGAUUUCCUUGCCUUCAUGGUUCUGUUCAACUACAUCAUUCCUGUGUCCAUGUAUGUGACUGUGGAGAUGCAGAAGUUCCUUGGCUCGUACUUCAUCCUGUGGGACGAUGACAUGUUUGAUGAGGAGCUCGGAGAGGGACCGCUCGUCAAUACCUCAGAUCUUAAUGAAGAACUUGGACAGGUGGAAUAUGUCUUCACAGACAAGACUGGCACUUUGACAGAAAACAACAUGGAGUUGAGGGAGUGUUGUGUGGAUGGGCAUGUUUAUGUGCCACAUGCCAUCUGUAACGGGCAGAUCUUACCUGGAGCUGCUGGAAUGGAUAUGAUCGACUCCUCUCCGGGCGUAGAUGAAAAGGAGCGAGAGGAGCUGUUUUUCCGUGCACUGUGCCUCUGUCACACAGUCCAGGUGAAGGAAGAGGAGACAGUGGAUGGCAUUAAGAGAGGAAUCUAUCAGGGCAAAUCCACCUCCUACAUCUCCUCCUCUCCAGAUGAGGUUGCACUGGUGGAGGGCAUGAAAAGGUUGGGCUUCACCUAUCUCCGUCUGAAGGACAGUCACAUGGAGAUCCUUAACAGACAGGAUGAGAUGGAGAGAUUUGAGCUGUUGGAGGUGUUGAACUUUGAUUCAGUGAGGAGGAGAAUGAGUGUUAUUGUAAGAUCGAGCUCAGGAGAGUACUAUUUGUUCUGUAAAGGUGCAGAUUCUUCUGUUUUCCCACGGGUGGUUUCUGGGAAGGUGGAGCAGGUCAGAGCGCGAGUAGAGCACAACGCUGUGGAGGGCUUACGGACUCUUUGUGUGGCUUAUAAGAAGCUGACUCAUGAGGAGUAUGAGGAAACGUGCCGUCUCCUCAACAGCGCUAAACUAGCUCUGCGGGAGCGCGACAAGAAACUGGCUGAAGCUUAUGAUGUCAUUGAAAAGGAUUUCAUCCUGCUGGGAGCCACGGCUGUGGAAGAUAGGCUGCAGGAUAAAGCGGCCGACACCAUUGAGUCCCUGCACAAGGCUGGUAUGAAGGUUUGGGUCCUCACAGGGGACAAAAUGGAGACCGCAGCAGCCACGUGCUAUGCUAGCAAGUUGUUCCAUCGCAAUACACAGAUCCUGGAACUGACAACCAAGCGGACAGAGGAGCAGAGUCUCCAUGACGUCUUGUUUGAUCUGAGCAGAACUGUCCUGAGACAGCAUGGCAGCAUGACCAGGGACAUUUUUUCAGGGCUCUCAGAUGAUUACCAAGACUAUGGUCUGAUAAUCGAUGGGGCAACACUGUCAGCUGUACUGAAACCAACACAGGAAGGAACCAGCAACGGAGGGAACUACAAGGAGAUUUUCCUGGAAAUCUGCAGGAACUGCAGCGCUGUUCUCUGCUGUCGCAUGGCACCCUUACAAAAAGCACAGAUUGUUAAGCUGAUAAAAGCAUCAAAAGAACACCCCAUCACGCUGGCCAUCGGGGACGGAGCCAAUGAUGUCAGCAUGAUUCUGGAAGCUCACGUGGGCAUAGGGAUCAUGGGUAAAGAGGGGCGUCAGGCGGCCCGUAACAGCGACUAUGCAAUUACCAAGUUCAAACACCUGAAGAAGAUGCUGCUGGUUCACGGGCACUACUACUACAUCAGAAUUGCUGAGCUGGUCCAGUACUUCUUCUAUAAGAAUGUGUGCUUCAUCUUCCCUCAGUUUCUCUAUCAGUUCUUCUGUGGCUUCUCUCAGCAGCCACUGUAUGACACAGCAUAUCUGACCCUGUACAAUAUCAGCUUCACCUCAUUACCCAUCCUCCUCUACAGUCUGAUGGAGCAGCACAUCAACAUGGACAUCCUCAAACGGGACCCUUCUCUCUACAGAGAUAUUGCCAAGAAUUCCUUCCUGAGAUGGCCUACUUUCAUCUACUGGACAUUUCUGGGGGUUUUUGAUGCCGUGGUCUUCUUCUUUGGUGCUUUCUUCCUUUUCGACAACACAACCUUCACCAGCAAUGGACAGCUAAUGGCCACCAACACACAGAUGAUGUUUGGAAACUGGACCUUUGGAACACUUGUAUUCACUGUCCUGGUGUUCACGGUCACGCUAAAGCUUGCCCUGGACACACAUUACUGGACGUGGAUCAACCACUUUGUCAUAUGGGGGUCACUGCUAUUCUAUGUCAUCUUCUCCCUCCUGUGGGGAGGCAUCGUUUGGCCUUUCCUGAACUAUCAGAGGAUGUACUAUGUGUUCAUGCAGAUGUUGUCCAGCGGUCCUGCAUGGCUCAGUAUAAUUUUGCUGAUUAUAGUCAGUUUGCUGCCUGAUGUGGUGAAGAAAGUGUUGUGUAGAGCUCUAUGGCCCACCACCACUGAGAGAAUACAGAAUGCCGAUAAGUUGUAUAAGGGCCACCUGUCCGAGUUCACCCCCCUGUCCUCCCUCCAUGCUCCACCUGCACGGAAACACGACAGACAUGGCAACGAAAGCCAGAACCACACCCUCCACAGGUCUGACUCCUCCCCUCCCAAAAAACUGAUGUGUACAUACUGGGGGGGCAGGCCUGACUACUGCACCUUCAGCUCCUUCCUCCGAAUAAGAGAAAACCCAAGAUUCUCUGGGGCAGCUUACACCUACAGCGCACCGGGGCCCGAGACGUCCGUAUGACAGUCUCUCUAAAAGAAAUAGUCUACUUAUCUAAUCAAAUUCAGCCUCAAUUAUUCAAGAGUCAAGAUUGGGACACUAUUUGGAGACCAAUCUUGGCUUGUUACCCUUUUAUCUAAAACAAAAGCACUGAAAUGCGUUCUUGUGGUAUACGCUAAUGGGCUAGUGUUGCUGUGUGUUAAUUUAGAAGCUGGAGGAAGGCCAAACAGAAUUGGCCGUACCAUCUGCGAGUGUGGCAUACUGCGCUAAGCGGCCUUGGGACCUAUUUACCUUGUUUUCUUUGUGUGAGCGUGUUCCCUUUACACUGUGGGUUUACAUGUUCGUUCACCUACCCUUGUAAUUCUUCAUGUGAAAAAUUACUUGAAAACUACACUAUGCAGUAGUUGCACAAACCUUUCCAUCUCAAACGCAACCCCUACAGCUAAAUGUUAAUGUGGAUGACAGUUCAAAUGGCCUUGGAUGCUCUAAAAACUGACCGUCCUGUUUUUUUCUUCUUCUUUUCUUUGUUCUCUGUCGUCUCCCCUUCCCUUUUUUAUUUGUCCUGUGCUCCUUCUCUUUUCUUCUACUUUUUUUAUAGAACAAACUGGUGUUGCCUUUGUGCAAACCUGUUAUCGAGGAACACUCCAUAGCCUGCGAUUGUCUUUGUCCGAUUGCAUUGUAAGUGGCUAAAUUUGGCCAUUUCUGUUGCUGCACUGUACUAGAACGAACUAGGUGUGUAUGUGCACGAUUGUGUGCGUGUGUGUGUGUGUAUGUGUGUGUGUGUGUGUGUGUGUGUGAGAACGUAGGCCUUUGUUAGAACAACUACGAGAAGACAAAUUGUAACUGGACUGUCAUUAUGUUUCACCCUUUAACUUUCAAAAAGGUGGAAAUCAACUCAUGUUCUACUGUUCCAAAGUUUGCAAAACCAUUGACUUGUGUCAUCAUGACAACCAGUUACUCUUUCCAAGCUGCUUGGCAAUUUGCUUUAAAACUCUGUAGUUCCCUAUGUAUAAUCAGUCCUUUAGUUUCUUUAGAAUAGAUCCAGAUACAGGAUGCUAAAGGCUACACUAGCCACCUUAGCUUAACUGUUCUGCCUUAAUGCUAACGUUUCCCAUCUUUUACACCACAGUUUGGAACCAAAGGUCUAGAAAUACGGAGUAUAUAAAUGUGCAUUAGUUGCCUUAUGCUCAAAAGGAAAUGGAGGGAAAGUGUUUGACGGCAUUAGAAGAAUCCUACCACACUGCCUUAAGUUGACAUUGCACCAGCUGAGGAUGGAGACCGAUAAAAGUAGUAUUCGACAUCUUCCAAUGCCACUAACAUGGCCCAGGGCUCCUAAAGACAAAUUUCAUAGUUCUGUUGGUGUAAACAUCUUUUUGCGUUCACAAAAAGUAGAAAUUAACUUCUUCGUCAGCAUAUUUUCAUGAUUGUAGCGUCCUAUUUGACUGUUCCCAAAGCAUUUUGUCUGUAUGAAUGUAACUUUUGGAGCCCUGUGCUGGGUUGCUAUCAUUUCUUUGUUGCACAUUACUAAUUUAUGAUCUGAUAUAAAUAAGUCGGAUAUAAUUAGACUGUGAUACUGUUCACAAACAACUCAUUAAACCAACAGCCCAAUCAAGGUCAGCAUCACAGAUGGCCUGUCUUGGGCACUAUGUUCACAGAAAUGGCUCCUUUCUAGUGUGCAGAACACAGAAGAUGAGCUUUUUUAAAUGAUUCCCGGGAAAUGUGCCUCACACCUGAUGACUUAUCUGUUUAAAAUGACUUUUUCAUCACGUAUUGUGAAGUGUGUUCAAUCCCAUCUCCGUCCUGUCAAUGAAUUCAAAAUCACAUUGAUUUGAAUUGAGUGUGAAUACAAUUCAGUUUAAUUUCCAAAUAACACUGUAACAAAUUGAACACCUGAUGACUUACCUGUUUAAUAUAUCAUUCUCAUAAUAAUAUUGUGAAGUACAUUCAAUUCCAUCUCCGUCCCAUGAAUUAAUUCAAAUUCACAUUGAUUUGAAUUGAGUGUGAAUGCAUUUAAGUUUAAAUUCCAGGUAACACUGUCACACAAAUGGAUAUGGAUCUAAACCAAACUAAAAAUCAGACCAUUUGAUCAUCAAAACCACAUCUGUUUGUCUGCAUGACUCUUUCCCUGCUGUCCUUCACAUUCCAUGCCUGUUUGUUUUUUUCUGCUCACAUUGAUUUUGGAAUGUAGUGUUGCUUUCCUGGAGCUUUAUCUUUUCAUCUCGACUUCUCUCCUCGCAUGUGUUUCCUUCGCUCACCUGUCAUUCAGUUCUCAUGAUGAGGCCAAUCACCCAUUUCACCAUUUUAACCAUCCAUCAUCCAUGACAGAGAGAGAACGUAGGUGAUGUCAAAGACUAUCAAGACCACUGUUUUGAUGGUUACUCCAAGCUUCUUGUGGGUAGAUGCCUUCUGGUGCUUUUUAACCUCAAUGUAUGUUCAUGCGUUCAAUUCAGUCAAGUGUUGAAUUCUGGGAAACUCCAGUGUGCACAUACAUGUGUUUUCAUUGCCCCGUCAGUCAGCCUGCAACAGAGAAUGUCAGAUUAAAGAAUGGCAUUAUGGGUAUAGCUAGUUUGUUAAAGGAUGGAAGAGUCAUUUUUGAACAAUUUUUUGGGUUAAUGUUGAUUAACUGUCACAGAAUAGUAAAAACAGAAUGUCCUUUUUCAUGCACACAUUAUAUCUAAAUAUAGACUAUAUUGAUGAGUAUAUUGAUGUCAAGGUUUACAAAGGCUGAGUGAAUGAAUGAAUGACUGAAUGAAUGAAUGACAAAAUAAUCGAACAUGUCGAACUGAGUAACUAUGUUUCUGGUCCAAAAGUGUAUUAUUUAAUUUGUAUGAAUGUAAAAUCUAAAGUCAAACACUGUCUAUUUUAUUAAUUAUUGAGGUCUGAACUUUGCAUGCCGUGUGAUGCCGUAGUAAUGGACCAACCACUGAGCUUUAUCAAGUCAUAUUCUCAUUCAUAUAAACCACUUUUAUAACUUUCGUUCAAAUUUUCAGUCCAGUCCAGAUGAUUCACAUCUACGAUACCAAGUACUAAUCAUUGCUGGCAAAUCUGAAAAAAAAA